GAGGACCUCGACGUGCCCAGCUGACGGGCGAGCGACUCCGAGGAUCCAUUUCGUUUCGUUGCUCCAGCGUCCCGCUACUUGGCAUGUAGUUGCUAUCAUCCCGCCCAGGGUGGCGCUCUCACCUCUCAACUCUUGUUCACCAACAUGCCGCCCAGAAAGAGGAUGUCCGUCUCGAGCACAAGCAGCCGCAGUGAAUCCCCGCUCGUGUUUGCCACUGCACCGAAUGCGGACGCGGAGGAAUGGGUCAAGGCGUGGGCGCAGGUGCCUGCCAGAGAACUCAUCGACUGCCCGGUCAUUGCUAUCGACGCAGACACUAGCGUAGAGGAUGCCUGCGACAUGCUCCUCUCUAAGGACAUUGCCUGCCUCGCUGUGCAGGCCCGUCCAGGCAGUUCGCCUUCCGGUGCCCCGUACCACGGGUUGUUCGACUUCUCCGACGUAAACGCGUUCUUGACGCUCGCGGCGACACAGCACAAGCUCGCCUCUGAGAACUUGAAGGGAAGGCCUCGCAUCCAAGAGAUCCUAGCCGCUGCGAAGGCCGGCAGGGUGCCGGUCCAUCUCGUGAGCAAUCUUUCCGAGAAGAAUCCGCUCGAGAUGCUCCCGUACGAUGCAACGAUCGUGUCUCUGCUGGGUGUCUUCUCCCGUGGUACGCACAGAGUGCUCAUCCAGUCCGACACAAGCUCCACCUUCGCCGGCAUGGUUUCCGACAGACAAUUGCCUUCAUGGUUCACCUCGUUCAGCCAGUCUUCGUCAACCUUCCUCCGUUACCUCAGCAAUCCCCUAAGCUCGCUUUCAUUGCCGUCGAUGUACCUGUACUUCAGUGUCAUCGCUGCGAAAGCGAGCGAGAGCGUGCUCGACGCGAUGAAGCUCAUGAGCGAGGAAGGCGUGAGCACGAUCGCGAUUGUAGAAGAGGAUGGUAGACUGCUCAGCGCUGUGAGCGUAAGCGACAUUGGGAAGAUUGUGGUACCUCAGCAGGACAAUCAGAUCCUGACCAUGCCGUUGCACCAAUUUGUCACUAUGAUCAAGGAACCCGACGGCUCAACAGAUGGUGUCGACAAGUUUCCCGUGUAUAGCGUCUCCCCUAGCAGCACGCUGUACUACACCAUGCAGAAGUUGCUUGCAACCUCCUCGCAUCGACUCUUCGUGACUGACGAUGCAGCCCUCUCAUCAUCGACCUUUCCCCCUACGAGUGCCGGCAACCUCACAGGCAUAGUAUCCACCGUCGACGUCCUCUCCCUCUUCGCGCGCAUCGCGAACCUGCCCGACAUCGACCCUACGCGGAUGCAGCGGCACCGACGCGCCUCCUCCGCCUCUAGCAACUCCAACUCGUCUGGCUCGCGGUCGAGCGGCCGGAGCAGCUUCAGCUUUGGUACGGGCAGCGCGCGGUCGCGAUCAAGCAGCAGGACGAGUCUCGGCCGGCUGUCGUUCUCGGGGGGCACGGGCAUACCCAGCACGGACGGGAAGACGUUCCAGUGGGCGGAAAGGGUGUCGCCCGGAAAGUCGCAGUGAUCUGAAGGACAAGCCGACGUCGCCUGGGGUCACAUUGAUGUUCCCCUGCGUGCGCGGAAAAUGUGCGUUGAGCAUGUCCAUGCCUGGCAGCCUCGACGGCGGGCUUAGGAACAGGGGAUACAGGUCCCCCUAUAAAGCUAGAAUUGUGUGGACGUUGUAUUCGGACUUUUUCUAGUGUUUCUUGGAAGAACUUAUGGCUGGAUAGGAUCACUUGCUCGCCAGAGCAAGGCUUUCCCAGGUCGAAGCCUCGCCGGUGGAUGUUUGGCUUCCGACAAGGUUCACUAGUUCAGGACUUCAUGAUGUUCUGAGGCUUCACGGGCACCAUACACAAGGGUUCGUCCGCAGUGGAGAGUGUUGAGCUUGUCAUAUGUACCUCUCGACUGUGUCAUUGCCCUGCUGGUGCAACAUGCAUCCUGGGUGUGAGACAAAAAGUAAAACAAAU
Messenger RNA from Rhodofomes roseus, 1948 nucleotides. RefSeq lists its product as uncharacterized. The transcript has 10 exons. The record is from RefSeq and is a predicted model, not a curated record. NCBI's taxonomy places the organism in Eukaryota, Fungi, Basidiomycota, Agaricomycetes, Polyporales, Fomitopsidaceae. Gene Ontology annotation, molecular function: protein serine/threonine phosphatase inhibitor activity. The coding region runs from base 145 to 1506 and encodes 453 amino acids.